UUCCCAGCACCUAUAUGACAACUUACAGAUUGGUGGCUGUAACUCCAAUCCAGGGGAUGCAAUGCCAUCUUCUGGCCUCCAGAGGCACUACGUACACACAUGAUACACAGAAUAUACACACGUGUAUAUUUAGGUAAAGUGCCUGUGCACAUAAAAAAAAUAAAAAGGAAAAAAAAUUAAAUCAGAAGGAACAGGCACGGGUCAGUUACCAAGGCCUACAGGGCACCACAGAAAACACCAGCAAGAUGGAUGGCCCCAGCAAUGUCUCGCUCAUUCACGGUGACACCACGCUGGGCCUGCCAGAGUACAAGGUGGUCUCAGUCUUCCUAGUGCUCCUGGUGUGCACCCUGGGCAUCGUGGGCAAUGCCAUGGUGGUUCUGGUGGUGCUGACCUCGCGUGACAUGCACACACCCACCAACUGCUACCUGGUCAGCCUGGCCCUCGCUGACCUCCUCGUGCUGCUGGCUGCGGGUCUGCCCAAUGUCUCUGACAGCCUAGUGGGGCACUGGAUCUAUGGACGUGCUGGCUGCUUGGGCAUCACCUACUUCCAGUACCUGGGCAUCAAUGUCUCCUCCUGCUCUAUCCUGGCCUUCACUGUGGAGAGGUAUAUAGCCAUUUGCCACCCACUGAGAGCACAGACCGUGUGCACUGUGGCCCGGGCCAAACGGAUCAUCGCAGGCAUCUGGGGGGUCACGUCCCUCUAUUGCCUACUCUGGUUCUUCCUGGUGGACCUCAAUGUCCGUGACAACCAGCGCCUUGAGUGUGGCUACAAGGUGCCCCGAGGACUCUACCUGCCCAUCUACCUGCUGGACUUCGCUGUCUUUUUCAUCGGACCCUUGCUGGUGACCCUCGUGCUCUAUGGGCUUAUCGGGAGGAUUUUAUUUCAGAGCCCGUUGUCCCAGGAGGCCUGGCAGAAGGAGAGGCAGCCCCAUGGGCAGAGCGAGGCUGCACCAGGCAACUGCUCCAGGGCCAAGAGCUCCAGGAAGCAGGCCACCAGGAUGCUGGCCGUGGUUGUGUUGCUUUUUGCCGUGCUGUGGACCCCUUACCGCACACUGGUACUGCUCAACUCCUUUGUGGCCCAGCCUUUCCUGGACCCCUGGGUCCUGCUGUUCUGCCGCACCUGUGUCUACACCAACAGCGCUGUCAACCCUGUCGUCUACAGCCUGAUGUCACAGAAGUUCCGGGCAGCCUUCCUGAAACUGUGCUGGUGCAGGGCAGCUGGACCACAGCGGCGUGCAGCACACGUCCUCACCAGUAACUACAGUGCCGCCCAGGAGACCUCAGUAGGAACUGAGAAGAUGCAGCCGGGCUCCAGUGAGGUCUCAGGUCCCACAGCAGCAGGUCCCCUGGGCUGUCAGCAUGAGCCCUACUUCAGUGUGCUCUGAGAACUCCCGCCUGGCCCCUGACCCCUGCGGCCUGGUUGGCAUUUGGGAGCCAUCAGGAGAGGGGCAGGCAGCUCCUUGCUUAUGGGUUUCCAGAGGUUCCUUUACCAUGGAGGAAGACACUGGAACGUUCUCAGCUGCAUCCUGCGUGGGUAAUUCUCCCCUCUGCAGAGAGGAAGCUGGAGGCCCAGCCUUCAGCCCCUGUGGGAUCAAAUCCCCUCAUCUGUGUUCACUCAGUGCUUUAAGCACCUUUCACGGGUGUUACCUAAUGUCCUUCCAUGCUGCCAUCGCAUUUGUCCCUCGCUGAGCCCAUGCACACAGGGACCCUGGACCCUAGGGGUUACAUAGAACGAACGGGUGUCCAGCCAGUCAUGUCGCACUCUGGGCUGCUCCAUGAGGUUCAUCUCCAGCCUCAGCACCCCUUCCAGUCCUCUAUAACAGGGCAGCCCUGCAAGAGACUCUGCCAAGCGAGCUCAACCACCGUGCAUGUUCCUGAAGGAGAUCACUAUUUGUCUUUCCGACGGCCAUCGGGCGGCCACCUCUACCUCCCCGACCCCAAAUGUGCAGGCCUGGCUCUCUGAACCCACUUUGCCAGCUGCUGCCCUGCAUACCACGUCUACUGGAGGCACGCUGCGGACUCAGAGACGAGGCGGCAGGAAAAGCCUUUGCUGAGGGACAGCCCAGUCGCUGGCUGAGCCUGAGGACAGCAGGCCUCUGGGUCCCACCCUGCAAAUGUGGUCAGUGAUCCUAUCUCGGUCCUGAGACCUCAAGGUGGAGGGACUCAGUCGCGAGGAUGUUCCAACAAGCCAGGGCUGUUCGCUCUGUGAUCGGAGACCUCAGGAAGGCAGGAAUUGGGGGGAUGGAUGCUUGUUGGGGUGUGUGGUCAGCCUGGGUGACUCAGCCUACUCAAGCUGUUUCUGGCUUCCUGGCUGGAUGUGGUCCUAGUGACUCAUCCCUGCUCUGGGGAGCUCAGGUGCUCCAAAAUAGAUGUGGCUUUUUAGGGGCUCUGGUUGCUGA
Rattus rattus (black rat) is the source of this 2399-nucleotide messenger RNA. RefSeq names its product thyrotropin-releasing hormone receptor-like. The record is from RefSeq and is a predicted model, not a curated record. Gene Ontology annotation, biological process: phospholipase C-activating G protein-coupled receptor signaling pathway. The transcript has 3 exons. Lineage: Eukaryota; Metazoa; Chordata; Mammalia; Rodentia; Muridae. Bases 246 to 1385 code for a protein of 379 amino acids. Gene Ontology annotation, molecular function: thyrotropin-releasing hormone receptor activity. Gene Ontology annotation, cellular component: membrane.